ACUUUUGACAGUCGUAUGUCAUCUGGUCGGAGCCUCUUCCGCUUCUAAACGCGAACGUGAAAGCACAAUGAAGCAAAUUGUUACAAAUCAAACUGUAACCAUCCCUGAUGGGAUUACAGUCACAGCCAAGUCCCGCAUGAUCACGGUGAAGGGACCCCGUGGCACCCUGAAGCGUUGCUUCAAACAUUUGGCAUUGGACAUUCGUAUGGUCAACCCCAAGCUGUUAAAAGUUGAGAAAUGGUUUGGUACCAAGAAAGAAUUGGCGGCCGUCCGCACAGUGUGCUCUCAUGUUGAAAACAUGUUGAAAGGUGUAACUAAGGGUUACCAAUACAAAAUGCGUGCGGUAUAUGCCCAUUUCCCAAUUAACUGUGUGACAAGUGAAAACAACUCUGUCAUUGAAAUCAGAAAUUUCUUGGGAGAGAAGUACAUUCGCCGCGUUAAGAUGGCACCGGGCGUGACUGUCUCCAACUCCGCUAAGCAAAAGGACGAGCUUGUUCUCGAGGGCAACUCGCUGGAGGAUGUUUCCCGAUCGGCGGCUCUCAUUCAACAGUCGACGUCGGUGAAGAACAAGGAUAUCCGUAAAUUCUUGGAUGGUCUGUACGUUUCUGAGAAAACCACCGUUGUACAAGACGAAAUUUAAGUCGCUUGUAUUUGUAAUUAAUAAAAAAAUAAUUUCUUAUACCGAGAACACAAUAA
This is a messenger RNA of Dalotia coriaria, 696 nucleotides long. It is a transcript of the gene RpL9, whose product is annotated as ribosomal protein L9. The coding region runs from base 68 to 640 and encodes 190 amino acids. Gene Ontology annotation, biological process: cytoplasmic translation. The transcript has 3 exons. Lineage: Eukaryota; Metazoa; Arthropoda; Insecta; Coleoptera; Staphylinidae. Gene Ontology annotation, molecular function: rRNA binding; structural constituent of ribosome. The record is from RefSeq and is a predicted model, not a curated record. Gene Ontology annotation, cellular component: ribosome; cytosolic large ribosomal subunit.